Molecule: messenger RNA, 714 nt
Organism: Fonsecaea multimorphosa CBS 102226
Lineage: Eukaryota; Fungi; Ascomycota; Eurotiomycetes; Chaetothyriales; Herpotrichiellaceae
Exons: 2
Coding region: 1-714 (237 amino acids)
Biological process (GO): import into nucleus
Cellular component (GO): cytoplasm
Source: RefSeq, a predicted model, not a curated record
AUGGCAAAAGCUCUUAUUCUCGGCAGCACGGGCCUCGUGGGUUCUUUUAUCCUGUCAACUCUGAGGACAAAUCCGUCUUCUCAGUUCUCCAGCAUUGAGGUCAUCGCUCGACGAUCUCCGCCAGUUGCCACAGGCCAAUCCAUCCCGGUCAAUGAGUUUGUCGAAAAGGAUACCUCAAAGUGGGCCGCUCAUAUCUCGUCGUUGUCCCCGCCAGCUUCUGUACUAUUCUGUGGCCUCGCCACGACUCGUGCUGCCGCCGGUGGGUUCGACAAGCAGUACAAGCUCGAGCACGACUUGAAUAUUGAGCUGGCCAAAGCUGCCAAAGAGGCCGGAACAAAGACUUAUGUCUUGAUUUCGGCCGGAGGUGCCGACCCUCACUCGUACUUUGGAUAUCCCAAAAUGAAAGGCGAAAUUGAAGAACACGUCAAGGCCCUGGACUUCGAUCAUACGAUUAUUCUUCGUCCAGGGCUUAUCCUUGGGAAGCGUCAAGAACACCGUUUUGUGGAGGGCCUCUUUCAAGGGAUUGCAUCGGGACUAGGUAAACUCCAUCAGUCCCUGAAGCAUGCCUGGGCCCAAGAUGCAGAAGUCAUCGCAAAAGCAGCUAUUGCCGCAGCCAUCAAGGCUGAAAAGGGAGAGGUCAAGGACAAAGUGUGGGUGCUCGGCCAAAAAGAGAUUCUUCAACUUGGACUCAAGGAAUGGAAGGCCGCUCAGUGA